UGAAGUCGCCUUGUGUGGCAAUGAAACCAUUAAGACAACCCUCCCACUCCUUAUCUUGUUGUCGCGUCGCAUCCUCCCAACCGGCACCGACUGCAGGGAUGGAGAACUGCUACAAACUACGACAGGACCACUGAAGAGCACCGGAAGUGAGAAGGCGAAAGGGAAGGCCGUGAUAGCCACACGGAAGGCUAGCGUGUGUGUCGAGCCAUGUCCGGACAGACUGUGACCAUCCCGGACGACCGGGCGUUCGCCAGCUUCAAGUCGGAGUGUCUGAGUGAGGAAGGUUGGAGCGCGACCUACAACAAGGGAGGCAUCGCGGUGUGGACUCAGGCGCUGGAGGAGGGCAAGACGGUCCACAAAAUUAAGUGUAGGAUGAUCAGCAAGGACGUGUCAGCUGAGACCAUGUAUGAUGUUCUCCAUGACAUUGAAUACAGAAAAAAAUGGGACACAAAUGUCAUCGAGACUUUCGAUAUUGGAAAGCUUACAGUCAAUGCAGAUGUUGGUUAUUAUUCAUGGAAGUGUCCUAAGCCGCUCCGUAACAGAGAUGUGGUCACGCUUCGCUCCUGGUUGCCAAUGGGGAAAGACUACAUCAUCAUGAACUACUCUGUUAAACAUGCAAAAUGUCCUCCUAAAAAGGACAUGGUUAGAGCCGUUUCCAUACAGACUGGCUACAUGGUACAGAGCCAGGGGCCCAACCACUGUGUCCUCACAUACAUGGCACAGCUAGAUCCACGAGGUUCAUUGCCCAAGUGGGUUGUCAAAAAGUUUUCCCACUUCCUUGCACCCGGUGCAAUGAAGCUGAUCAAUAAAGCAUGUUUGAAGUAUUCUGACUGGAAGCAGAGACACAACCCUGGAUUCAAGCCCUGGCUCUACCCAGAACAGACUACAUUACCCAGCAUCGCACUUUCCGAGCUUAGCAUUCAGCAUGCUGAGAGCCUGGAAAAUAUUGAUGAGAGCUCCCUGGCUGAGACCCAGGACAGGGAUGACAGCUACUAAUUCAUGCACACGGAAGUUAGACCUGGGUCAUGUAUUCAUACACGCGUACAUCAAUGCAGGGAUACGUGCAUGCCUGAUACACGAUUACACAUACGCUAUGUAGAUUCAUUCAUAGACGCACACUCACUCACAUACCACUUGUAGAUCUACUCAUCCUCACAGCAAAUUGUGUUGCAGCAUUCAUAUGCAAACGCACUUCACAAAGUUGGCUCCGUAUUUUCCUACAUAACGCAUGCAGGCAUACCAUUUGCUAUGUCAGAUGCACUCAAAGCUGCAACACCCACUUGUCAUGGGUUGCAAGUAUUUUUUACAAUUUAGUAAUACUGGUCUAAUGUCUGUAAAUCUGAUUUGCCUGUUAAUGUUUUCAGAUUAGGUUGGUAUGGAAAAAGCAAAUUUUCAGUAAAAUUUACAUUAUAGGUGUUUAUACAGUAUGCUCACACAAAAAGACUUGAACACGUUUUCAUUUUUACAUCUCUGUAAUUUGUUUUUAGUCGUGUUUUGUAAGCACACAAUAAAUAUGCAGGUGUAUUGGAGGCAGCUGAAGCUCACGACGAAACUCAAAGGACAUCAUUUAUAUAUUUGGGAGGACUCAACUGUAUGCCUUGUCCCAAAUCUUAAUCUAAGCCUAGCAAGAAUUUCCAAGCUAUAGCUGGAGUCGCCUGGACUGAUCAGUGACGCUGAUGUGGAAGUGCCUUAUACCUGCAAUCUUGCGAAUGGCCAGCAGAGGGAGACUCCACAUGUUCCAAAAAUUUUAAAUAACGAGGGCUCAAAAUCCCAAUUUGCUUUUAAAAUGACAUACGACAAACAAAUGAAUGACUAGCAUGUUCUAUAUGCACAGUGUGCAAAUGUCCUCGUCCUGGUUUGAAAAGAGCCCUCUCAAAUAUAGAAAAGCAUGUACAAAAGCAGCUGUAAGAUGCAUUCUUUCUCUUCUACUACUCUACAGAUGUAUGAAUGUAUGUUCAGAAAUUCAAUACAGAAUCCAACAGAGGUUUUCAAGCUUCA
Messenger RNA from Phyllopteryx taeniolatus (common seadragon), 1998 nucleotides. RefSeq names its product StAR related lipid transfer domain containing 10 (gene stard10). Lineage: Eukaryota; Metazoa; Chordata; Actinopteri; Syngnathiformes; Syngnathidae. The transcript has 7 exons. Gene Ontology annotation, molecular function: lipid binding. Bases 208 to 996 code for a protein of 262 amino acids. The record is from RefSeq and is a predicted model, not a curated record.